This is a messenger RNA of Rotaria sp. Silwood2, 540 nucleotides long. The record is from the annotation of a GenBank genome assembly. Lineage: Eukaryota; Metazoa; Rotifera; Eurotatoria; Philodinida; Philodinidae.
AUGGAUAAUCGUCGACAAGAUUUCGCUAUUGCCGAAGAGCGACGACACCAAGAUGCCAAACUAGCUAAUGAAACGCAUCUAACUAACAUAGCCAUUGCCAACGAUCAGCAGAAAGAGACGAUUCUUGUUCAAUAUCUUGAUUUUCUUGUUAAUCAACUGGCCACGAAUGGUAUGGACCUUAAUGGAAGUCUCUCGACUCGUCAAAUCGUCAGAAUAAAAACACUUGCUGCUCUGCAACAAUUGAAUUCAAAACGAAAAGCAUUCAUCAUUCGUUCGCUCUACGAAUCAGGCUUGAUUAGCAAAUCGCCUCCUGAUGGACUCUCACUCUCGUCUGCCGAUAUGACAGGACUUGAUCUCGGCUUAGAGCAACGGGAGACAACGGAAAGAGCUUAUUUUCGAUGUUUGAAUCUUCGACAAACUGUGCUGACACAAUCGUCUUUUCGAUAUCUUAUCUUGAGUGGUGCAGAUUUUCAGCGAGCUCAAAUGGAUAACUGUGACUUCUCGGCUUGUGUUGCCUACCACGUAGGUGAGUCUAGAUAA